Cyclospora cayetanensis is the source of this 8223-nucleotide messenger RNA. RefSeq lists its product as uncharacterized. The transcript is spliced from 15 exons. NCBI's taxonomy places the organism in Eukaryota, Apicomplexa, Conoidasida, Eucoccidiorida, Eimeriidae. Gene Ontology annotation, biological process: negative regulation of cell population proliferation. The coding region runs from base 1 to 8223 and encodes 2740 amino acids. The record is from RefSeq and is a predicted model, not a curated record.
AUGGACAAGAUAUUGGACUCAGACCGUUUGCAGCCUUAUAAUGGCGACAUAACCCUAAAGCGGGCCAGCUGCUCCCGUAAAAAUCACUCUGCUCGUGAGCAAACCCCGAAAGAUUCAUCGAAUCUGGCCGUACGAGGCGAGGGAUGUGUGCCUCCCCAUGAGCACCUUGUACCCUGCCGACUGUCCUUGAGGAAUCCCCGAAAUUCAAUAUCCAGUACACCUGAUGAAUGCCCGUUCUUAGUUAUUCCGGAUUCCAUUGUCUUUGACAAAGUGGUUCAAGGAAUUGCAUACACAAAAAAAGUUGUCCUUCGUAAUCGUGAGAACGUCAGGAGGCGAUUGCGCCUCGAAAUAGACUCCAAAAGCCCAUUUCGGCUCUCUCUUCCAGCGUAUCAUCGAGAUGGAGCUCUCACACAAGAACCGUAUAGUCGCAACCAAAAGUCGCCAAAUGGGUGUCGGGUCUUCGGAGCGAUAGCGACGGGAAUGUGCGUCCAGUUCUUGGUUUCCUUCUCUGCAACUUCUUCCGCUCCUGAUGCAACUGGCUUCAUAGAGCUACACACCGAGAAGGGCGCGUUCGCUAUUCCGAUUAUUGCUCGCAAGGAACCUCCCGUGUUACUUUCUUUGCCUCGUGUCCUCCAUUUUGGCGCUGUGCGCCCCGGAGAGUCGACCUGCCGGGACACAGUGCUCAAAGUCGACGACCUCACACAUACGUGGGCUACUAGUUUUGAUGUUACCUUUUUUGAAGAGGGGGGCAAUGCUGCUUUGAGGACCUUCAUAGUACCAGCAAAGCCGGCCCCAUGUUGUCAGCACGCUGAAGAUCCAUCCCCUCUGUUAAAAGCCUCCAAAGCAGCAGAACAAGCUGAUUGUAUAAGCUUCCUUUUAAAUCAUGGCAGGCGAAAGGACGAGGAUACGUUCAUGGUAGCAGAACGAGAGGUGCUCUUGCUGCAAGGGCGGAAGGACCCGUCACUCUCUAUCCGAUUUUCCCCAAGAGAACCUGGUCUUUUUAGAGCUACCCUGUUGCUUAUUCUUUCCGAACGAAAGGUCUCUGCCGAGGCUCGGCCUGAGCCGCUUGGCGUGGUUGAACUGCAAGGGAUCGCCGACGCGGCCGCGCUCACUCUAAAGGAGUUCUGUGGCACUCAGUUGCCCAUGGAACUACUCACACCCCUGGUAGAUCAACAGAUUCCCCAAGGGCAUACGCUAUUAGGAGGAGCUGGUACUCAGACACCAGCCCUGGCAUGCGACAACGCAGCUGGAAUAGGGUUAGCAGCAGGUGCGAUAACACGGCCUGCAGGCGCACUACAAGAGGAUGAGUUGCGGCAGCUUCAGGAGUCGUACGAGACUGCGCUUUGCCUGACGGCCAAAGAAACUCUGUUUCCACAAGUCGUUGACUUUGGAUAUACCUUAAUGAUGGGAGUCCUUAAGUGUGCUCUCCUCUCUCCUUUGGUCUACCUGAAGGGUCUGAGUGCUCCAAGCUGCCCCUGCUUAAAUGCCAAAGAGAUAAAUAUGCAACGCGAUACGAACGAUAGCAUGGCGGCACCACCCCUGCGCUGGAUGCCGCUCCUCGCUACUCCCAAGAAGAUAUGUCGUCAGCCGAAUGGAACUUCCUGCACUCAAGCCGUGGAGACAUCUCAAGCUGCGGAAGCAGAGCAGAGAGAGUGGGAGAUGCUGCGAUUCCAGAUGCGCCUCAAAAUAGAUCGCCCCCGUGUGGUGCUGCUCGGGCCCCUUCCUGAAGGAACAGCACCUUAUGUUGCGCGCCUCAGACCUGGAGUCGUGCAGAGUAUCGCCUUAAGAGCUCGAAACGAGGGACGUUCUAAAGUGCGUUUGGCAGUGCGACGCGACGUUAGGGGCUUGAAGGCCCGGUGGAGGAUCCCCUACGCGUGCUGUGGCAGUUCGAGCAGCGGCAAGCCACCUGGCGAGGACCCUAAGACGGCGUGGCUUCUCCGUGUCGACGAAGAACAGCUGGAGGCGCUGCAACGAGAACAAGACUUGGCAAGUGUAGACCCUAGCCCGUCACUUGUGCCCCCCCUGUACAUCCAGCUUCGUGUCGUGGGUCUAGGACCUCAGCCAUUCGGGUACUUUUGCAUUUCCCCAAAAGGAGGGACCCCUCUCUGCCCUGGAGCGGAAGAGGCACUCAUUCUUCGGGUGCUGCCACUCUGUUGUGGCUCAUUCUCCGCGAGCGUUGCUAUAUCCGUGCUCCCUCCGGCCUCAGAAGACAGUGCAGAGCCGGACGAAGCAGAGCUUGUAGAACAAGCGCGCUUGAGCUACCCAGUGUCUGUUGAAGUGGCUGUUCCUCGUGUAUCUGCAAGUUGGCCGCCUGUCCUCGAUUUCGGGACGGUGCGAGCACAUAGCAGGACAACGCGCGCCCUGUUGCUCUACAAUCCCGCACCGGCUCCCGCCAUCGCUCGCAUCCGCAUCCUCAGUAGCGAAACCACCGCAGAUGCUGCAACAGCCCAGGGAGCGACGCUGGAGAUGCAAUCGAUGGCAGGCGAGUUUCCCUGCCACUUUGGUUCCUGCCUUCUCAGGGGCCCCUCCGCGGGGGCCUUUGCCCCACCGGCGACCGCAGUCUGUGAGCCAAGCACAGAAAAAGGCACGGAAUCGGCGGAUCCCACGUGCAGCGUUGGGGAAGCCGCCCCACUUGCAAACCCCAAAGUUCUACCAGGAAAAGAAGAACCGGAGACGUCCAGAAGAAGCAGCAGCGGACUUCGCUGCUGCUCUCCAUGCGGAAACUGCGCGUGCUGGUGCGAACUUGAAACGGAGGGCCCUGCAUUGUGCAAUAAAACCUUCAUGCCCAAUAACACACCUAGAAGCCUCGAAAGUGUAGCCGUCAGCCAACAAGCAGACCUGUUCGCAGCCCACCCUGUAUGCGCUGUAGGUGGCGGCGAAGAAGUGCAACAGCAGCAACAAAACGUCCUUCUGCAUCACUUGAAAGCGUGGAAACAGCAGCAAACAUUGCAACAGGGUCUGAGAAAACCUUUGGCAGCAGUGAUUGGCAUGUCUGGCCGGGUAAUAGCGUAUCCAGGGCAUGUUGUACUACCCCCUGGAGGACAUGGCGUGUUUUUGCUGAUAUUGCGGGCGUCUCACCCCCAAGAAAUUGACUCACAUAUUUUUGUAGAAACCUUAGAAGGAGGACAACCUGUGGUAGUAUCCAUAAGGGCGAAAGUCACGCUUCCAAAACUUCGCCUAAGCUCGCACCUUUUGGAGCUUCCCCGACUCUUUUUAAGGCAACCAAUGAUGCUGAAAAAGCAGCUAACGGUGUACAACGACUCCGAUAUUCCAACCAAGAUACGGUGGACGUCCUUAGCACCAAUGCAUCAUAAGGAGCAGGAGCAAGACCAGUUGCGGCACAGCGCUUGUGGGGAGGGACCUCAUAGUUGUCAAAGUGACCAGGGCGGCUUGCUAGUCUCCCUGAGUCCGGCUGAGUCUAUCCUGCGAGAAAGAAGCUCAGUGAAUGUAGAUAUUUGCUGCGUCGGCCUCUGUGCUGGCACCCGCUUGGAAACCAAGGCUUUCUGCAAGGGAGACAGCCUGCUGGUGCCCCUGCAGGUUUCUCUGGCCGGCGCCUGCAGCGGCGUCUCCGUCACAUACGCACUGUUCACCCAACAUCAACUAGUGGCCGCUGCAUGUCUUCUACAGCAGCGAACUCGACAAAACAAGAGCCAGGAGCGCUCAAGCACGCACCCUGAUGCAGCUGUAGAGCAGCACACUCAUAUUAAACAGGAGCACAAGCAAACACCGUUUGAGAACAGACAGCAACGAAAAUCAGACAUCGAGUGUACAAGUGCCAGCGAGGAAUUAGACUGGGGAGUAGAGGCUGUUGAAGUACUUCAGGCUAGCGGUAUUGGCACGUGGGGUGCCUUGGAGUGCGGUGUUUCCAAUUCGCGGGGAAAUAGUGAGGGAUCACAAGAGCUGGCGCUUCCGAAGCUGCAUGCCGGAGGUGACUCUGCGUUCGUGUACCUCCUAGCCAUUAACAACUCUCCGAUACCUGGAGCUCUUCAGGUAGAGGCAUUCACAGGGCAAGCGCCGCAGCAGUCGCUGCAGAAGCGGCAGCUACAUGCGUCAGCCAUUCGACACCCCAGCUUGUACGAAGAGGGGAGGCCAGUAGGAGCCAGCAUGUGCCCGGAUUGCAGUGGAGCCAAUGCAGAGUGGAGUUGCAGCAACAGCCGCAGCCUUGUAUUGGGAACGGCGCGUAGAUCCUCCUGCUCCAGCACUCCCACCACCAACAGCCUCAACAGCGCAAACAGUAUUGAAAUAGGCUAUGCUUCAUCGCUGACAGCAGAAGCCUUGCUGAUUCAAGCGGCAUCCUUCAAGGCUCCUUCGGAGCUGAAACAAUUGUUGCCGCACACAUCUGCUGCACAGUCUCUGGCCUUCAAGACAAAGUCUGGUGUGUAUACCCUACAGGCCGCUGCCGGGCGGCAGCGGCGGCAGCAGCUGCUAAGGAUGACUGAAGAUGGCGUGCUGAUCAUUCCACAUCCUGAAACCCCAUGUGAGCUGCAGCAGCACCAAGCCGUGCUCCUGGCCAUCGAAAUUUUUGGUGCAGUGCCUGCGGACUAUGAAGGCAUGCUUAGGCUUGGCUUAGCGCCAUCCGAGCAUCUGCAGCUUCCGUUGAAGGACCCCCAAUGGGCACAGGAGCAGUGCCAGGUGCUGAUCCCAGUAAAAAUUCCGGUUUGUGGAUCCUUGUUGCUCCUGCCACCACUGCAGAAAUCAAUCCGUUACCGCGAGUGCGAGCCGCCGCUUAUUACUGCGCAGAUAAGCCUGCAGCAGCCCCUCAUUGCGGCACAGCUGCAGAAGGAGCAGACAGCACUCCAGCGGAGCGGUGUUGUAGCUUGCUAUCGAAAAACCGCUUUACUGCUGCCACUAAAAGGCACCAAGAAAAACACAGAAUGGCUUUUCGCGACUGCAGCAACCGCCGAGGAGCAGCAGCAGAAGCAGCAAAACGAGACCCGGCAAAAGCUACGCCGACAGAGGCACGACGAAGAAGUGCGUGUGAACUUUAAAGUGGAAAACAACAGUAACCAAUGGCUGCAAGUCAACUGGUCGCUCUUUGAUCUCGGCCUCUGGGAAAUGCAAAGAAUGCUGCAGCAGCGACUCCAGCAAGCUGCAGCAGUACGGGAUGCUGCCCUUGAGGCACUGCGACAGCGCGCAGUAGAAGCUGCACGUGAGGCUGCAGCUGCGGCAAGCGUCGCAGCUGCAGCAGCAGCAAAAGCAGAAGCGGCCACAGUAGCGUCUCAUUCGUCAAGCCCUGCGCCUCCGAGAAAGCCAGGGAUGCUGCAAACAAGCAAGGCACCCUCUCUGUCAUCAGCUCUAGUAGCUGCAGCGGCUGAAGCUGCUGCAGCUGCUGAGGAGGCGGCUCUGAAGGCGACAGAGGCAGCGACAGCAGCGGCGGAUGCCGGCAUAGAAGAGGGCAGCCGCGGGUGGGAAGUGCUAGCUGGAAUAGUGGCAGAAGCCAUGGCAUCAACGACUUCACACAUGGCAAAUGAGGAGCAUGCCCCAAAAGAAGAUCAGCACCAAGAAAUCGAACCGCCACUUAAGCCCAUGGAAGAGAGGCCCGAGCAAGAAGCUGCUAGUGCACCCAGAUCAGCACCGAAAAUGGCGAUGGAGAUAGAAACAGCUCUGAGGGCCGAAAUAACAGCACCUGAAGGUGCCACACACCAAAGUGCUGCCGCGAUGCCUUCUAAAGCAAAAGAUGCUGCAAUAUCCCUAAAUAAUAGGGCUGAAGGGGUGGCACCGACUCCGCAUGCGGCUCCAGCGACAAAAACACAGAUCGACACGGAGCUGCUGCCACCACAGGAAUACUUUGUGAGGGAGUGGAUGCCGCUUUCUGCUGAGGCAAGGGGCAUUGCAGCUGCCUCAGUAGUCCUACGGACUCACAGGGCCUCUGUGCCAGCCGGACAAACACCCCACGACGCAGCUGUACCGAAAGCAAACGUGAUUAAACAUGCUGACUCUCCUGCUGCUGCCACAUACGAGCAAGUGGAAGACGAGUUUGCUGAACCAGAACCACUUAGACAAGGACGAACAGCAGCAGCAAACGACGGGCUCAGGGUUGUUACAGAAGGCUUUGUGUCUGGCCCAGAAGAAGAGUCGAGCAGCAGCAGACGCAGCAAUCUGGGCAGCAAUAGCGGGAACCGCAGAAAAAAGCCAGAACAGUUUUCUGAAAGAGAGGGGCCUAGUGCUUUGGGCCCCAUCCGUGGAGAUAGAGCGGAAACACUCCUUACCGAGGUGAUCCCACCACUCUCCUGUGCACCCCGCAUAGAGCCGUGUAAAGCGAUUCUGGCUCCUUUUGAGAGCCUGGAAGUAUCCCUUCACUGUGGACUCUUGUUGGCAGCCACGGGAGUUCACAGGCUGAGAGCUAUAGCCCACGCAGUACCUCUCGCUGCAGGGAAGGCCUUUGCAGCACACGACGCAUCACCUGCAGCUGAAUGCCCUUCGGGGCAGACGACACCGGUGGGGUCGAGCACCCAAGUAACGACACAUGAAACUGAAUCGCAAAGGCAGCAGCAGCAAACGAUGCAGCAUGGAUUCGCAUCACGGACAGAAUCAGGCAAAGGUCAAGCUGUAGUCGGGUGCACGUCCAGCGCAGUAGACAAGCAGAAGGAAAAGACUUUUAGAAACACUACAUCAGCUUUUCCAUUGGUUUGGCCGUAUUCCCAGCAGCCACUAUACACGGCAUCGGAUGCAAAGCUUCAUAGCGUUGAGCAGCAGCGUACUGGCACUAUGCCUGGUCCUCAUGUUGCUACCAGUGCCACCAGAACUGGUGCAGGUCCGACGCCUAUUACAGCAUUGACAGCCACACAGCGUUCUGAUGCUGAACCACUUAUCGUGGACUUUUGCAUUGAAACAAAGCCCCCAUGUUUUCGUUUGAGCUCCAAAGGCGAGAGCCAUGGAGAGGCAGCGGCGACGGAGGGAACAGUCACACCGCCUAAAGGUACUGCGCGUCUUGGUACUGUGUGGUUCACCGCGUCCCCAGUAACAAACGGAAGCAACGGACAAAAGGCUGACGUCUCGGAGGGCUUAGUCCUUCGGGAAGUGCUGCUGGAGCCACUGCCAUACUGCAACUCCAUUCGCUGCGGUGUCAGCCUGGAGGGCAAAGCUUUCAAGCUAUUCCAGGCAAAAGUGCAGGACCGGCACCAGCAGGAGAAGUUUCUGCCGCAGCAGCAGCAAACACUCCACCACCAUCCAGAGGAUCGUCUGAUGUUCACGAUUAAGAAGGGCCAGCAGCUAAGACUGGUUGUGGGGUUUUUGCCUCCAACGAUUUGCGAGCUGACGAGGGAAUCCAAGACAAACUGCACCGGCAAGAUCUCUAUCUUUCUCCCUGGAGUUUCACCGCUAAGCAGUACUCAGACAAACUCACCACACGGGCCUUUUCCGGUCUGUCCAACGUUGACAGAAGAGCAAGCAGCGAUAGAAGAGCCACUCUGCCACACCCUGCUGAGUGGCAUUUUGCGAGUCUUGCGUCCUAAUGAAGAUCCGAGGCCCUUAUUGUCACUAGGGUUGGCAGCCCUUCAGCAGUAUCACUACCAACAAGCACCGCCUUUGGAAGCUGCCAAAGCACUGCAACAGGUCCAGCAGCAGGUUCUGGUCCAAGGCCUUAACACUGCGUGGCCGACUGUUCCGGCAGCAGCAGCGGCAGCUAUUCUCGAAGGAGGAGCAAGCUCCAGUCAGAAGGCGUUUGGUGUGUCAGCAGCCUUGCAAGCAUCAGAUCAAUCAGCGGCUGCGGAAGCAGGACCUCCAGAGUACACCCAGACCAUCGCCCUCGUGGGGAUUUGCAGGCAGUCCCUCAUACUAAUGUGGUGUCCUCCUGAUGAAGGCGAAAAGGAGACUCACCGCGAAGAAAAGAGGGGUUCAUGGGCUGCGCAUUGCGUUCCCAGCGACCCCCUGGUCAUAAACUUCAGCACCACACAUGUGCAAGCCAGAAAAUAUCCGGCCAAACUGCUCCAUCUCAGGGCUGUCUCUGGGACACCUUCAAGAUGGCAGGUCGAAGAGUGUCAGAGCAGUGAAAAGCCUGACGCUGCCCCUGCUACAAUGCCAGUCCACAUGGUCAGUGCUUUCUUCUACUGUUCAGUCUCAACCCACGCUGGACACCACAAGUCUCUUUUUAGGAUCUCGGCAGAUCUUGCAGCAGCGCCGCAGUACGUAGAACUACGGGGAUAUGCGACAACUGAUGAGACCUUUGAUGUUUGCGCCUCUUUGGGCAACCUCGCAGAGCCCCCAUACCAAUGCAUUCCCUAG